CAAAAUUGUCAAAAUAAAGUCUUCAUAUGUUGUCGCAGCUCUUUGUUAUGAAUAAUCCAGCGCAACAAAAAUAACACAAAUAAUGAUCACGAAAUAACAAUUAACAAUGUCGGUGCAAAUCAAACAAAUUGCCGAAAUCGUCGACGUCGCGACGGUUCGCAGACAUUUAUUCCCCACAGAUGAUAACAGAGGUGACUGAUUUGACCCAUAAAACAUUUUUUGCAAAUUUUAACCGUUUUAAUAAUAUUACAGGGGUGAUGGAUGGUUGCAAAACAGUUUGGUAUCAGCAUCCCCAACAGGGGAUUUAAGUUUUGCAAGAGAGAAAAGAUUGGUGGUGAGCAGUGGAAGAUGGGAUAAUCAUUCAACACUUUCACAGUUUGGCAUAAAUGAUGCAAGUUUACAUGAUUUCAAAGAUAACAUCAAGGCAGUGUUAUGUUUGCCAAUUGUGAUUCAAAGUCAAAGCUCUCAAGUGGGACCAGAUUGGACUUGCAUAGCAAUUGCAUUUGAAACAGGGUAUGUUUCCUUCUACACAGAAAACUGCACUCUAUUAUUUGAGGAAAAACUGCACAAUGAACCAGUUUGUGCAUUGAAAUGUCAAUCACAGCACAGUCCUCAACCAGACAUCAGCUCUGAGCUGAAACCUGAGGAAGUUUAUGUGGUUUAUGAAAGCAAUAUUUGUGUGAUCAAUGGCAGCCAUUUGUUUUCUAUGCUACGGACGUGCCGCAGUAAUUUAGCCAAAGGAAUAGUGAAUGACCCCAAUCAAUUAUCAAUUAGUUCAAAGAAAUGGGGCUUUGUAGACCAGGGACAAGUAUCAGAUGUAGCAGUAGUAGGCCUAGAUCUGCAAAAUACCUUUGAUCAUCUGUUAACCGCAUCGCUCUGCGGUGGAUUCGCAUCUAAAUAUCGCGCGAUGCCUCCGUACAAUUCCUUAGUCCUCGCUGCCGGUUCUAAACCAUUCCUAGGGUUUCAUUACGCACUGGAAGGCGGAUCACAGCCAGUGUUGAGUGAUGUGGCUAAAGCUGUAGCGUCUAAAUUAAAAUCAGCAUUACCUGGUUGGUUGACUGGUACCAAAGCCACACCUGAUAAAUCCGAAAGUGCUGCUUUAGUCCCCGCUGAAGCCAUGGCUUGCCGUUUUGGUUUAUGUGAUCUCCGACGUUCCUCGUCCCGCGUUGUUCUUUCACCAGAUCGUCGCCUAGCUGCACUCUCCGAUGGACUAGGAAGAGUUUUACUUAUUGACACUCAUCGUGGUGUUGCUCUGCGCAUAUUCAAAGGUUAUCGCGAAGCGCAGUGUGCUUUUAUUCAAGUCCCAGACGAGCGUAAAAAUCGCAAAUCGUCUAAGAAAGCAAUCGCGUUGUUUUUGGUCAUCUAUUCCGCGAAAAAGGGCUCUGUUGAGAUUUUCUGCGCGCAGCAGGGGACAAAAAUCACUACAUUUACUGCCGCCAAGUCGAGUGUAUUGAUGAACAUCAACUACGGCCUCAUGGGUUUCCAAAACACGUCAAAAUCACGUUUUAUUUGUCAAUUUACGUGUCUGCUUGUUGAUUCCGAUGGGAAAAUGAAGGAAAUCGUGAUACCUUUCCAUUUUUCGCUUGCGGAGAAGAAUAGCAAGCGUGCAAGAGAUGUGCAUUUGUAUAAACGGCUCAAACAGAUGGUGAAAAGCGUGGAUGACAGUGAUAAGUUGUUGAAUGAAGCGUUAAAUACAUUCAAAGAGUUUAAAACUGUUGAAGUCACACUGCAAUGUCUCGAAAUGCUUAUUGGGACACGAGAUAUCACAGCGGAUAUUAUUAUUGCAUGCUGCGCGGCCAUUUCUGAUAAAUAUUACCAGAAAUGCGAGAAAGAUGAACGCGACGAUAAAGAUAGCGAAGAUUUGAAGAUGCUGUUGCGAAUCGUCGAAAAUUUAAGUUUAUUGAGCCAUUUCUUCAACUUUUUGACACUUGACAGCGCAAGUGAAGAUUUGGAUGUCAAAAAUGAAAUGAACAAUUUACAACGUCUUUUGGAUUUGAGCACUCUAAACGACUAUAAAAUGCAGCCAAGAGUCACGUUCGAAAACAACAAAGAAGUUUACCUAAGUCAAUUCGUUAAAAUAUUCGACUACACUGCAGCGCCCCCUUUGAAAAUCAAAAACCCCGAAGAUUCAAUGCUAUAUAACGUUGCAGAAAAGAUAUUUGCUAAGUAUAUAAACGAGUGCCCGGAUCCGGAGUUGGAACUCCACGCGCGUAACUCUUCUAUACAACCGGAGCAUUUGUUUUCGUUGUUGUUACUCCACUGGGUGAACCGUCCAUUGGAUAGUUUCCAAAACCUCGAAUCGGAAAUGCAGAAUUUUAGCGAAACUGUUCACACGUUGACGAAGAUAUUCGAUGCCAAUACUGUUUCGGUGCCAUACAACUGCGUGUCGGCGUUCUGGACGCGCGUGCGCGAUGAUUUAGAGAACUCACACAAGCCUUUCCCUGCAUUAAUGGCGGCUGUGCUUUGUAAAGGCGUCGCGCAGCGAAUUGAAGCUGAGAAGGAUCUACAACAGUCCGGAAAUAGUGUUGAAGAGGAUAAUGUUGACAUGUGGGAGAAAUUAUCACAAGAGAAUUGUCAAUGGACACUGUUGAUUGGUAAACUUGAAGAUGUGUCACUGCUGAAUAUCAUUCUAAGCAAUAAACCGAUUUGUGAGGCGGUUUUGCCCAAGUUGCAUUUGGACCGCCAUGAUGUAAGUUUAAAGUAUAUUCUUGAAAGGGGAAAAGGUUCUGUGAGUGAAACAGUCUCACAAUGGUUAUGUCAAGGUGGUGUGAACCCUGAAGACAUUCUAUUGGAUGAUUUACAAUCUAGUAGCAACGAUGCGCAAAACAGUCAACAGUUAACCUCACUUGAAGAAUCCAAAAAAAUACAGGAACCUGUAUUUUAUCAUUUGGGCAUUAUAAAGAAACAAUUCCCACAUAGUCUGGAACCAAGCGUGUUGUUAGCCAACAUGUGCUGGGAAUACGCACUUGCAUGGCAGAAGGACGUUUCUAACUUAAAUCUCCUCGAAGCAUCUUUAAAAUGCUUGGUACAGAUUCCCAACCUACAUAUCAAAACAGGAAUUUAUAACCUAGUGUGGAACACUCAUCUGAAGAUUAUUUUCGAAGCUUCUUCAAAACUGAUCAACAAAGUUGGUAAACUACCAAAGGAGCGUCUCUGUCGUCAAGAUACAGAUUUAUCCGACUAUCAAAUCACGUUGUUUUACGAGUUUUGCGUGGGGUUCUUUGAUAUUUUUAUGGAAACCCUGCUAGAGUCGUACAAUUACCAAAAACCGACAUUAACUUAUGAAGCAAUUUGGGAAAAUGGCAGCGCUGCGCCCCUAUCAGAACUGGCACUAAAUCAAAACGCGAUUAAUUAUGAUUUAGUGCAUUUACACUAUCAACUAGCGAUGAUUAUGCAUAUGAUGACCGUGUUUGCGGUGAAACACACCAAGGUAUUGACGAAUCUAUUCGACACGCCGAUUAAUAACCUAUUCUUUUGUGAUUUUCAACACAAAAACGAGAUUAAUACACAUAAUCGCGCUGAUUCCAAGACAACCGCGUCACGUUUGCAAUUUUUGUUGAAAGUAAUCAGCGCUAGCAUGGAUACUGUCACAAUGAACGAAGGGAAGAUCUAUUCCGCUGAUCACGUGUCAUGGAUGUCCAAGUGUAUAACCCUAGCGCGUUUAUGGGACUUAGACGUGGAUUUGUUGAAACGUUACCAGAUUGCACAGAUCCUAUCAGCUGGUUUUGAUAGUUUCGCCAUUGAUUUACUGCCCACUGUGACUGAGAAGGAGAAAAUGGGUCCGGAUCUAGUCAAGAUCGCCGGUAAACGACUAGCGCAGUUAUUGGCAUCGUCUAGGGACCUCGGCGAGAAAAUGGCCGCGUGUAGCACGCAACUUACAAAGUAUUUAGACGCGCUCGAUGGCGAUUGGUGCACGCCCAGCGACUUGGAGAGCAACAUGGUGUUGAUUACGCACGCGCUGCGUUGUUUGGAGGAGAAGCAGCCCGAGCACAAGAUGGCCUGCUUGAUGUUAGAAGCAUGUAGCACCCUACAAGACUUGAAUUCGUAAUUAGGUCGUUAUAGGUUGAUACUGAUACACAUUGUUGAGUUUGAUUUUCAAAGGUAUAUAUACACUGCGGAACCAUAUAUUAAAGGUAAAUGAUUAUA
Messenger RNA from Dalotia coriaria, 4146 nucleotides. RefSeq names its product Rab3 GTPase activating protein (gene Rab3-GAP). The record is from RefSeq and is a predicted model, not a curated record. Gene Ontology annotation, biological process: regulation of GTPase activity. NCBI's taxonomy places the organism in Eukaryota, Metazoa, Arthropoda, Insecta, Coleoptera, Staphylinidae.